AUGUCACUCGUGCCUAUGCUGUUCCUGAGCAGCCCUGUUCCGAGCAGUAGCUCAGGACCUCGCGGUCGUCAUGAGUCGCCCAGCGAUAUCGUCUUGGUGGUUUCCUUGUCGAAAGUGCAGCAGGUGCUCUCGCUCGAAUACUUGCUGGCAAGCUCACCAAACUCCGACGCCUCCUUUUUCGAAGCUGGCAGACACAGCAUCACCCUAAACGAGCUCCACAAGCAUAUUGUGGAGCGCUUUCCUGGCUGUAAGCAAAUUGGGAGCGUCGGAACAAAGAUGUUCUCUUUCAGAGAGGGUCCCAACGCGACGCGCUCUCUCCGCCGUGUAUGUCGUCAUCGAGGGCUACGCGACGGCGUCCUUAGCGCGCUCAACACAGCCACCAUUCAAGCCGCAGGCAUAACCCCGAAGACGAUCAGGUACGUCGAGCUGCACGACAGCGGGACGCGCAUGGGCGCUGCGUUGGAAGUGAGUGGGUUGGGGCGUGCAUUGGACGAGGUGCAACAUGUCGUGCACGUGGGCAGCAACAAGGCUGGGCGCGCCGAAUCCAUAGUGCGAUUUCGAGGGCAGGUUGCGCCUCAAGCUGGCGCUGCAUGAUCGAGUCGGCGUGACGGGCUUGGGGUACGGAGGGACGGAUGCACAUGCAAUGCUUUGCCGCGGAGGCACAUGGUGUUCCAAGACGUUUGAGACACGCUUAAGCUCACGAAUGAUCUUAUUAAAUGAACUCCUCUUCACUUUACUCUGUAGAUAUAUAUUAGGAUAGAGCAAAGUGGGCCUGUAUCCUCUAGAAGAAAAGUACUACGUGUACCAAGG
Molecule: messenger RNA, 810 nt
Organism: Dothidotthia symphoricarpi CBS 119687
Lineage: Eukaryota; Fungi; Ascomycota; Dothideomycetes; Pleosporales; Dothidotthiaceae
Exons: 4
Coding region: 1-594 (197 amino acids)
Molecular function (GO): acyltransferase activity
Source: RefSeq, a predicted model, not a curated record